AAUCCUCUUGCGUUGUGACUUUAGUCACUUCUGCAUCCAUGCUUGUUAUUUUAUUCUGUCAUUUGUCAAUUUCUGGCAUUAUAGUUUCGCUUUAUACAGGGUGCGUGUGGUGUAAGGUGUAAACAUGCUGUGAUUAUUUCGAUCCCGUUUUAUGUUUAUCAUUAACACUAGUAAUUUUGUGGACGUGUUAUCCUUUUUAACAACAUGGUGAAAUUAUUUUGCAAACUGUGCCUCCAAAGUGUCGCUGGGGCGGAGUGGAAGUCCCACGCCGCACAAAAACAGCAUCUCCAACAACUACCAUGCAAAAUAAUGGUCCAAGGUUCUUUCAAACAAGAAGAAAUAGACCGCUUGUAUGAGUAUUUCGGGCGAUUCGGGGGCAUAAGGGCCCAAAAUGUGACAGUUGAAGGGGGCCAAACUUCAAUAGAAUACCGGUUUUGGGACGCCCGGGUUUAUUCCGACGUCAUCCACCACGUGCAUUCGCUUUUCGGUAGCGAGGUGGAAGUCAGUUGGUUCAAAAAAGUCAAGUCCGGGCCUGUUCAGCACGUCGUUCAGGAUGAUAAAAUGCGGAGAGAGAAAUUCGUCUACCGCAAACUCGCCAUAAUCAAUAGCCUCAAAGAAUUGCCAACCUUCGACGCGCAAGUCACGCUCUUCCAAAGCCAACUCAAAAGCGUCACGAGUGAGCUGGAGACCAACCGAAAACUGAUUCAAGACGACUUGAGUGCCCCGUUAGCACCGAAUUUCCCCCGCAGCAAAAUCCACUUCUUCGGUUCGAGUAUCAUAGAUUUAGACAUCCACGACAGCGAUUUAAACAUGUACGUUGACAAUACGGACUCUCAGUUGGCGACACUCGAAGUUAUGAAAGAUCUAAUGACGAAAAGUGACUCGUUUACGAGAAUUUCGGUAACCGAGACUGGUUCGAUUCAUUGCCAACACAAAAAGAGUAAAAUUGAUUGCCAAGUGAUAAUAAGGAACGAAUUACCGGUUGGUAAUAGCGAGUUGGUGAAGUUCUACUUGACGCUGGAUGAAAAACUGAAACCUUUGAUGCUUCUGAUUAAGUUUUGGGUGGAUUGUUGUGACUUGAGGCACGAAAAUGGGUUUUCCAGUCACGCGAUUUAUUUAAUGGUGCUGUUCUAUCUGCAGCAAGACCCGUACAAGCUACCUAGUGUGAUGGAUCUCCAGAAAGAGCUACCUCCGGAUGAGAUCGAUGGGUGGAAUUGCGCGUUCGGUCCAGUCGAAUUUACGAAUGUGACUCUCGAAUCUGCGACGUUGUUUGAUUUGUUGGUCGGUUUUUUCAAAUUUUAUUGCAAUUUCGACUAUACUUCCAAGGUAAUAUCGCCUUAUUUGGGGUCGACGAUUGAUAAAGUUAGUUUCGUGAAACCGUACGAUCUUCCAGAGUGCUUUGAAGACUAUCUAAAUCAGGAGGAAGUUUUUGUUGUAAAUUCGGGGUUUUGUGUCCAGGAUGUGUUCGAACAUUCGAAAAACGUGUCCUUUUCGGCUGAUUUGUCGACUGCGGGAAGAUUCACGGCUGCGUGUCGAAACUCGUUGCAACUGUUACGUACGGACACCAAAGACGUGUUAUAUAAAUUAUUGUUUAGUUCAGACAGUCUGAAUGAGUUCUGUGUCAAAAAUGAAGGUUUCUGUGAUGUUGACACUGUUAAAAGUGUCGUUUUGACUAUUUUGAGAGAGGUUUGUGGCUGCAAGGUCGAAGUGAAGGAUGGAGAUACAAGCGUCCUUUAUAGCUGUCAAAGUAGAGUCAAUAUUUGGGACAACAGAAUAGACGUUUUAAAAAAAUUGAUGACUGAAUUGUCGCCUGAUGCAACUCGAAUUGAGAGAGAAGUGGCCGUGACGUCACACAUUGUCAACAAUAGUUCCGAAAGUGCGACGUGGAAAAUGAUGGUGUCGCUAAAUUUUGACACGAAUUCAAGUAGUGUGAACGUUAGUUUCGUGGAAGUCGAAAAUGUGAUGUCGAUUUCGCACAUUCAACAUUUCGUCUACGUUAACUUAGUGGAGGGUUUAAAUGACAAAAGUGGUGUUUCGAAUUUUAAAGUUGAAGAUGAUGAGGUGGUUGCGGUUAAAAUGGAAAAAACUGUUGAUUUGACGCAAGAGUCGGUAAAAAGUGAAGAUUUAUCAGUGACCAUUUCGGACACACAAGAAGAUUUGGUUUUAGUUGAAACUCAAAUAGAGAGUAGUGAAGAAGAUCCAAGUUCAGGGGAUCAAACCAAAACCGAUAAUUUGGCUUCUGUAGAGUCUGAAAACGUGUCUUCCGGUGACAAUGAAACAGCUGAGACAGAACCCAGAGAAGAUCCAGUUGUUGAAAAUAGCGUCAGUGAAGAAACUUCAAAUGUUGACGAAAGUAAAAAUUUGACAACUGUAGACGAUGUUGAGGGCUUUGCUGAUAUUGAAAUGAAAGUUGAAACUGACGUGAAUCUACAAGAACGCGUUAAUGAUGAAGACGCUGAAAUUAUAAUAGUUUCCGACGAUGUUGAAAUGAUAAGUGUUGAUACAGAACAAUCAGAUAUCGUUAGUGACGAAGAUGCAGUUUCUGAAGUUGAAGACGAUCAUCAACAUGCCAAAGAUCUAAGUCAGGCGGAAAAUUUGACCGAAGUUUCUCAUGAGAUUCCAACGACACUUGAAGAAAAUUCUACAUGUGUUGACACCAAAGACUCGCCAGUUAUAAGUGCCGAAGAUGCAGUUUCUGAAGGUGAAGACGAUCAUCAACAUGCUAAAGAUCAAAGUCAGGCGGAAAAUUUGACCGAAGUUUCUCAUGACAUUUCAACGACACUCGAAGAAAAUUCUGCAUGUGUUGACACCAAAGACUCGCCAUUUAUAACUGACCUGAAUGAUAUAGCUAAUUCAACAGCUAGUGGUCCUGAGAUGGAAACGUUUGACGAAAGCGUACAACAUCUUGUUAAUUGGGGUACCGAAGAUAGUGAUUUUGACUUCGCCCAGUUCACACAGAAAGUGGCAAACGCCGUCAAAGAUCUGCCAACUUUCGACGAACAACUCGCCGUUUUUGUCAAUCAAGUACGCGACGACGCAGCUGAAGUAAAAAAAAAUUCUUCGAUUGUUUGUGACGAUUUGACCGCAGCUUUGGACUCGCUCUCGCCUGGCCACAAAGUACACUUACAUAGCGAGGUGGCCACGGGUUUGCUAAUCCACGACAAUCACAUAGAAAUGUAUUUGGAAGAACCGGAAGAAAAUUUGAAACCACAAGCGAUAAAAUACGCACUCGUUCAAAGCGGAAAAUUUUACGUGAUUUUAAACGCACAUUGUCCAGAGUGGACAAUUACAUUUAGGCACGUAGAAACUAAGAUUAAGUGCAGGUUGACCAAUGGAAAUAUAUUAGCGUUGAGGAAAAGCGAGUUGCUUCAGUAUUAUUUGAGUUUGGAUGAAAAAAUAUAUUCGUUGGUUUUGUUUAUCGCGUUUUGGACGAUGUGUUACAAGAUUGCUAGAUUCUCACCGCAAGCUGUGUACAUGCUGGUGAUUUUUUAUUUACAACAAGAACCGUACAAAUUACCGUCGGUGGUGGAGCUUCAGAGGGACGUAGUUCCGGAAAUGGAACGUGGGUGGAAUUGCGCUUUCGCGCCUCAGGAGUACACAAACGACGAGCUUGAGAAUGCCACAAUCGACGACUUGGUGUUCGGUUUCUUCAAGUUCUACGAAAAUUUCGACUAUUUUGAUUAUGUUGUGUCGCCGUAUUUGGGUUAUGCUGUUAAGAAAACUUGCUUCAUGGAGCCUUUUGAUUUGCCGGAAGAUUACAAUAAACGAGGUUUGAUGCUUCCAGUGAAACGAACAUGGUGUACGCAGGACCCGUUCGAACAUACGAAAAAUUUAGCCAGUCCUUUGUUAACUCCAGAAAGUUGUAGGAGAUUUCUGGCUUUGUGUAGUACCAGUUUGGAGUUUUUUUCGCAAGGUGAAAACCAACUUCUCCACCGUCUCGUUCUUGGCGCGCAACGACUGCCACUAAAUAGUGGCUCGUUUUACAUAUAUAAAGACAGCGAAGAAGAUUUUGCCGAGUGGAGGAGAUUCGUUAAGCGCGUGAUUUUAGCAACGUUAUGCGAAGUUUUAGCUUGCACUUUCACUGAAGGUCCGAGUGCUGAGCCGCUGAAGUUCAAAGUCAAGUCGAAAUGCCCGGUUCUUGAGAACAGAAUGGUAGCUUCGAAGAAAGUCGGUGAUUUCCCGUCCGAUAUGGGUGAACUCGAGAAAGAAAUUCAUUUGACUUCUCACAUUGUUAAGGAAUUUUCAGCGAAAAAGUACUGUAUGCAGAGUGUCGUGGACGUGGUUUUCGUUCCUGACCCGUGGAGGGUUAAAAUUGUGAUAAGUUGUAAACAACGCGGGAUUAUACAUAUCGACCAGUUUUUGAAAAUUAAGUUGGGGAGGUUUUUGGAGGAGCGGGAGAAGACGGAGGAGUUUUUGGGGAGAAGAUUUUCUGGUGAUGCUGUGGAUGCGAACUCACCACCGGCUAUUUCUCCAGACAUCCUGGACUAUGUAAAAGAGGGCGCCACGUUCUCCGACCAAAUCUUAAUUUUGUAUAACAUCCUACUCACCGAUCGCGCUGAAGUAGACAAAAAUUACCAAAUUAUUUCACAAGACCUGACGUCAAUCCUGACCGAGAAAUUUCCAGACCAUUCAAUACACCCAUACGGAUCCAGAUUCUUAAAUUUAGACUUCGCCGACAGCAGUUACGACAUCUACAUCGAUCUAGGAACGACCAACAGUCAAAAAGAGUUGGAAAAUUUGUUUUUAAAUUGUGGCAAAUUUUGCAACAUUUCGACUUCCGAAGACUCGAUUAAAUGGCGACACGUUGAAACUCAGGCGACUUGCGUGCUUAACUUAAGCAACAAAUUAAGCUUGAAGACAACCAAUCUGAUUAAAUAUUACUGCAGCCUCGAUGAAAAAAUCCCCGUGUUAAUGAAAAUUGUGAAAUUUUGGAACCUAAAAUACGAACUAGCUAUCAGCAGCUACGCUUUGUGUCUGAUGGUGAUUUAUUACCUCCAAGAUGCCCCCUACAAGGUACCUUCAGUCAAGCAGUUGCUGAUUCCGCGUUCCGAAGGCGAUUUUCAACCAGUCGAAUUUAGUGACGAAAAUUUGAAGAGAGAAGGAAUUUGUGAGCUACUGCGCGGAUUUUUCCGGUUUUAUUCGAGUUUUCGUUAUCUGUCUAACGUUGUGUCGCCAUUGUGCGGCUUUCUUGUCGACAAACGCUCCUUUUUGAAUUCCUCCAGAGAGCCAGAUUGGUAUCAACACUACAUUCAAGCAACCGGCGAUUUCACCCUAAAUUGUGGAUUUUGUAUCCAGGAUCCGUUUGAACAUAGUAAGAACGUUAGCGCUGCUAUAUCCAGAGAAGAGUCCGGAGAGUUCGCUGCGAUGUGUCGCUCAGCCGUUCAAGCAUUCGCUGAAAAUCUAACCUCUUUGUUUAGUCUUCGUCGUGACAAAAUCUUCGGUACUUGUCGUAUCGAAAAUGAUAAAUUUUGGAGGGAUUUUGUCGAAGUUAACGCGUUAAAUAUAAUGCGGGGGGUUCUGGGGUGCAGUCUCAUUGAAAGUUGUACGGUUGGUGGUGUGACGAAGUAUGUGGUGUAUCAAUGGGUUAAUAUCUGGGAUAAUUGGAUUGAGGUUUUGAAGCAGUUGCCGGCGGAGAAACGUGAUGAUGGUGACGUUACCCAGCACAUUUUGAAGAAUCAAGCACUUGUGGCGUAUAAUAUGGUUCAAGUGGAGUUAAGGUUUUCUGAAAAUCCGUUCAAAGUGGAUUUGGUGGUGAAAGGGAACGACAAGUCGCACUUUGUUCAUGUGCUGUACACCAAAUUGUUGAUGGUGCCAACAGAACCAGAAAGCAUCAACGGCUUGAAAAACCAGUUAAUCAGCAAACUAAAACAAAUACCAACUUUCACCGAGCAAAUCGCCAUCUUUGUAAAAACGCUCCAACCAAACAGAACCACAAUCGACUUGCAAUUUUGGCAUGUGUACAGGGAUUUAGUAUCAGACUUGGGAUCACUAAUCAAAAUACUUCAGAGACUCGGAGACGCAGCAUUAAUGGAAAUGUACACCCAUCUCAGCCCUGUACACUUUCGCGCAGGGAUGAAAGCGAAACGUAAAACCGAAAAAAGAAAACUAGAAGAAGUGAUGAGCUUACUCGAUGAAAGUAAAAAUUUCGUAAACGCCAGAUUGAUCCCCAAGACUACUUAUAAAGUCGUAGAAUGCCUCCACGUACCCACACAACUCGUGUGCGUAAUAGACGUAACACAAAAGUCCAAGAAGGCGGGUACCGUCAUGUUCAAUUAUUACAUGAAUUUGGACGAGAAAGUCCAGCAACUUUGUCUUUUUGUCAAGUAUUGGAACUCUUGUUACCUACCGACCAAACACACUUUUGUACCGGACGUGCUGUAUUUGUUGGUGAUUUUUUUUCUACAGCAAGAACCGUACAAGCUUCCUCCGAUAGCUGACAUUUUGGUCCAACGGAACGUUGACAAACCGGUUUUUAGACAUUUAAAAUUCAAGAGCGUUGCGCUUCAGCGUGCCACGAUUUUUGAGCUAGUUCGCGGUUUUUUCAAAUUCUAUUCCGAGUUCGACUAUUUCACUCGAGUGGUUGCACCACUUAACGGUUUCGCAACGUUUAAAACCAAUUCCAACCAUAAGAAAAGUAUGUUAUCUACUUUGUUCAUCGAGCAUCCGUACCGAUCCGGUACAACCAUGAUGGAGCCAAAGUCCUACUUUACUUCUGCCGUGUUUUCUCAUCGGUGCAGACAGAGUUUGAGUUUGGUGGACAACGGCGAAGUCGACCUUCUACCAGCUUUAAUCCAACCCAGGCAGGACCAUCCCAGCUUUGAACUGGUUAACCGCACAAGGGUCGACCAUCAGCGCUGGAAGAAAAUGAUGGUGGAUGGCUUCCAGAAAAUCGCCGUUGAACUGUUGGCUGCCACUUUUAAAAAUUCGAGCGAAGACGGGCUUUUUACGAUUUCGUGCCGGCUGGACUUUUGCUCGCAGAAGCAGUUCAGGAAGUACUUGAAGAAGGUGAGGUGCGUUUUUUCCGGGAGCACUGCUUGGGAUGGAGAUGUGGAGUUUUUUUCGAACGUACUGGAUGAAAAUUCGAGGAGGGAAGUGGAUGUCCGGUUGGAGUUUAGCGAGUGUCCGUCGAAAAUGGUUUUGAGUUUUCCCAAGCCGGAUUUUUUCGGGUUUCACACUAUUCAUAUUUUUUACACGAGGAUGAUGAAGUUUCAGGAGAACGUGCCACGGUUUGAUGUGUUUGAUCAACCUUCAUUCCUACAGUCCCUCGAAGAAGGCAAAACAUUCCCAGACCAAGCAGCCAUUCUAGAAAACAACUUGAUUCCACACAAAGACAAAAUGAAAGUCCACCAGACGAUGCUUAUCCGGGACUUGACAUCAACUUUAUCUCCAAACUUCCCGACCAUCAAGUUUGACAUCUACGACGCGAACAUCACCGGCUGCACCUGGUCGAACUCCAAGUUCAUACAAAUGUGCGUACACGACAUAACACUCGAGGAAUCCACCUCAACCACAAUCCACGAUUUGCUCACCAAAAACGACGUAUUCUCCAACGUGUUCGUGCUAGAAAAUUGCGAAAAUUCAAUCAAAGGCAACCACGUCCCGACGAACACAAUUUUUGAGUUGAACUUGAAAAGUAAACUACCCCUACAAACCAGCCAGUUGAUCAAGUUCUACAUGUCUUUGGACCCGCGAAUUUCCUCUUUGAUGACCAUCGCCAAGUUCUGGCUUGAUUGGGAUAACAACAACUUCACCAAUGAGUCGCUGCCUCUCAUGACAAUUUUUUACCUCCAGGUGGUGUUUAAAUUCCCGCCUGUAGGCGAAAUGACGUCGUACUUCCAAAGCACGGUGGAUAGCUCCAAAGCGUCAAACCUCCUCAAAGGGUCGGCUCUUUUCGAUCUCGUUGUCGGGUUCUUCGAGUUCUAUCACUCGUUCGACUACAAUUCCUACGUUGUGUCGCCUUAUUUCGGCGUACUUGUGGAAAAAGUGUGUUUAUUGAGUCCUCUGGACUUACCCGACGGUUUCCAAAGCUACCUAAAUCAAGGUAUCGAAUUCACGAUGGGGUCGUAUAUAGACGUCCAAGACCCCUUUCUACUCCACAAAAACGUGACCAUGCACCUUAUGGACACUGAUCUCUCUGUGUUCUUCAGACGUUGCCGAUGCGCCGUUCGUGAUUUAAAAACCCCCUCGUUGUCGGUCAUUUUAAAGCAUCAAGAACAAGAUCUCGUCGUCAGUUACAGGAUCAAAAGAAACGAAAACCAGGAUCCGCAGAAAUGGGUACAUACUUUGUUUAUGCUUGUAACGAAGCUUUUGAGGGACGUUAUUGACGCUGACGUUUCGUUUUUGGUGAAACCCACUGAUGAUGGUGUGUGUGUUUGGGAUUGCAAGGGGACUCACAACGCUUGUCAAAUGAGGGCACAGGCGGCGAAAAGGCUGCUUUUACCGGACGGAAUUAGCGACGUGGAGAAAGAAAUUGCCAUCACGAAGGCCGUAAAUGCACAAUUUUUUUCACUUUCGAAGAACUGGAAAGUGAUCGUGGAGUUAAUUCUGGAAAAGGAUGUUUCUGCGGUGACUCUCCGCGUGAAGAGGUGGUUUUUGGCGCACUUGAGGGAGUGUAAAGGCCAGUUUAUUUAUGCGCAGUUGAACAAGGCUUUGAGAGGUCCGUUGUGUGACGUUAACGAGGACACCUUGGACGAUAAAGACGCACAAAAAUCAGACCCUGCCACAACUCUCAUAGCCAACAAAUUUAACUCCGCCCACACUCUCGCGGAGCAAGUCGAAGCCAUACGAAGCACCCUCGGCGUCAACGACCAAAACAACGACCUUAUCGAAGAGGACUUAAAAACGACUUUGGGAGCGCAUUUCACGCUGAAAAAAAUCUCCUUCAACUUUCGACUACUAACUUCCGAAAACUUAGACAUCCACAUCCAACUUGAAAGUGAAACCCAGUCCAAGUGUCUACAAAAAAUCAAAGAACUGAUUUGUAAAAGCGACAAAUUCUCUGACGUUUUUCUAAUUUCGACUCAGAUUAUAUGCACACAUACCGAAACCGGGACCGUUUGCAACUUGAACACCGACGAUAAAUUCUCAGAGCACAGGCGCAACUUACUUAAGUAUUACUUAAGUCUGGACGAAAACGUGGCUCGGUUAAUGUCGUACGUGAAACUGUGGGCGGAUCACGGUAAAUUCACCGGAGUGUACGGGUUUUCGAGUGAUGCCAUCUACACAAUGGUUGUGUUUUUCCUACAAGUGCAUUAUAACCUACCGUGUGUGAGACAACUCCAAGAUAACCAACCCCCGGUGGAAAUCGACGGCUGGAACUGCGCUUUUAAACCACUCGAGUUCAGGAACGACCACCUCCGAAAUUGCAAUAUUCGAGAUUUGGUGGUCCAAUUUUUCGAGUUCUAUGGAAAUUUUGACUAUGUGUCUCAAGUGAUUUCGCCGUUUUUGGGCGAAGUUGUCGACAAAGUGCGAUUUUUAAAACCGUACGACCUUCCCGAUUCUUACCACAGAUACAUCCAAAAAAAUGGAGUUCUUACUGUUGAUUCGUCGUUGUGUAUUCAGGACUUUUACGAUCAUGGGCGCAACGUUUCUACCGCGCAACUUUACCUAUCCGGGAUGUUUUCAAUCGUGUGCUAUUUCUCGGCCGAAAUAAUCAAAAGUAACGAAAUUAACUUCAUGCAGAAACCUAAACUCGAUCACCGGACUUGUCUGAGUAUCCAAGUGGCUACAACUGAUGCGAAGGAGUUGCAGACUGUCGUAGAAACGAUAUUCAAAAAAGUGUUUGCGUGUACGAUAUGGCCGGUGGCGCCUGGAAACAUAUUCGCUAGGUAUGAGGGUGUCGCACUGUACGAUAUUUGGUCGACUAGAAUGGUCUCUUUGAAAAAGGUAGGACCAAUACCGGAUAGAAUCGAGAGACAAGCGUGCGUGACUUCGAGUAUUGUUAGAGAGUCGCAGCAGAACGUGUGCGCAAAGUUCAGUCUGUCUUUGAUAGAACGGACUGACUAUGUGGAAAUUCAUUUCGUAAGGAUAAGCGAUUUUCCGGUUGCUUUUCAUUUGUGGAGUUUCUUGCGGGUGGAAUUUUUCAAGGAGCAGAAUCGACUCAGCGGAUACGUCCUGAAGGAUUUGCCGUACUCGAUCAAGGUUCCACAACCUGAAAUUCCCGUGGUGGCAGACAGAACUGACACCCAGGAACCAAGUUCUUCCGACCAAGACCUUCCAAUCGCUGAACUUAACCGCAACAACCCGCCCACAUUUACCCAACAAGUGUCUUUCUUUCACACGAAUUUCGUGACCGAUAAAGUCACACUAGACCAACAGCUGAAGACACUUUCCUCCGAUUUGUCUUCAGUUUUGAGCAACGGGGGUAAAUUCGUCUUCUACGGAUCCGCGGUCACAGGCUUGCAUUUACGCCACAGCGACAUAAACAUCCAAAUAUACGAGAGAAGUCCAAUGAAAAUCAAGACACUCCUGUGUGAAAGUAACGCAUUCUCGGACGUCAGCUGUCCCGACAACGUACAAAUCAAAUGCGUCCACGUCGCUACCCAGCUACGACUUAGCUUGACUUUCAGACGCGGAAUCGCCGUCAAAACUAGUCAGUUGAUCUCGUAUUACUUAAGUCUGGACGAAAAGUUGCCCCCUCUAGUGACAACAAUCAAAUACUGGAUGUAUUACCAGAAGCUACUUAAAGACGGCCAGUUCACCGGAUACGCCAUAACCUUGAUGGUCAUCUUUUACCUUCAGGAAGUCUAUAAAUUCCCUUCUGUCGUCAGUUUACAAAAUAAGUGUGCGCCGGUUUACGUGGAUAACUGGAAUUGCGCAUACGAUUCAACUCCCGCCGCUGAGUCGCUUCCGGAAUUGGGGACUUUGUUCGAUUUGGUUAAAGGUUUUUUCAAGUUUUACGGCGACUUGGACUAUUUCUUGUUUGUGGUGACGCCGUUCAUCGGAACUCCGGCUGCUAAAUCGCGCUUUUUGAGCCCUUUUACUUUGCCGGAAGAGUACAAGUGUUACGUGACUAUGCAGCAGGAGCUUGCCGUGGACUCGGGACUGUGCGUCCAGGACCCGUUCGAACAUUCGCGGAAUCUCACAGCUUCGAUUACCUAUUGGGACGCGUGUGAGUUUGCUAUGCGUUGCAGAGACGCAGUGCGUCGUAUGCACUUGGAGGAAGACAGGAUGCUGAGCGAUUUGUUCAUGUAUAACAAAUGGCUUAAAGUUGAGUUUUCCUUGUUGAAGCCUUGUAAACUGAGCAAGGAGAAGUGGGUCCAGGAUGUUAAAGAUCUGACAUCUAAGAUUUUAGCUAGAGUUUUGGGGUGUAAAAUGAUGGAUGUUACUAAUGCUAAUGGUUGUACGUUGUACAAGUGUAAAGGUUCUAACGCCGUGCGCGAGAAUAGGAUAAAGACGUUAAAGGGCCUGUUGAAAGGGAUGCGCAGUAAUAUCAGUUCGAUUGAGAAAGAGAUCGCCGUGACUACCCAAAUCAUGAAAAGUUUUAACUGUCCGAAUCAAGGUACGUGGAACUUCAAAGUGCGGGUAAUCACUGAAGAUAACCCAUUUAGAGUGACUUUUUCUGUGUCGGGUUCAACGGAAGAGUACUUUUGCCACUUCUUAUACACCAGAUUGGUGAAGUUUUUAGCCAGCGAAGUCAAGGCACCUAUUACACUUUAUUAUCCGAGCGUGGUUCCUACUACCGUAGAGGCACCCGUUGUUAAAAUUGAAGAACUCACUCCAACGGUAUCUUUGAAACGACCAAUCGAGGACUCUUCACCCGUCUCUACGAAAAAAAUGAAACCAACAGAUGUCAAUACGUCUCAGGAUGAUGAAUCGCAGCAGCAACCAGUGUCUGCAAACGAAGAAACAGAAACUUGCGAAAUUGUUGCAACGGCUGCUCCACAAACUGAAGAAUUGAACGAAAUUACGGCUGUAUUGACUGAUACAGAGGUUGCUUCUGGUUCUGUUGAACCAGAGGUUGCUUCUGUUUCUGUUGAACCUAGUGGUGCGGACGUAACUCCCGAUUCGUCUGUUUGUGCCGAAGCUGCGAAUGCUACACCUGGUUCGUCUGCGGUCGAAGAACCGAGCGCUGUUUCGUCGAAUGUGACACUAGUCAACCAAGAAAUCGAAGAUCAGGUGCCUUCCACGUCAACUGACGAGCAAUCCCCCCAAGAAGCGUCGUUGCUUUCUUCGCCGAGCCAGGUUUCGAUUUGUACGGAUUCCACAUGCGAUUUUAAAAAAAUGAAGCAAUGGGUUCUUAAAAAGUCGAAGGAGAAACCGACCUUCGACGCGCAAGUGUCGUACUACUGCUCGAAAUUGCUACUCGAUAAAAAGACAAUCGAAGCAAACCAUGUUAUAAUCCAGCGCGAUUUAGCGUUGGCUUUGGCCUCUAGACACACUUUCACCAACAUCCAUUUCUUCGGAUCUUCAGUCAUGGAGUUAUUCAGCGAAGAUAGCAUUCUCGAUAUCUAUGUCGAAAAACUUGAAUCGCGUGAGGGUUUCACCGGACUAAAGGUGGAUUUAAUCCAAGAGUGUCUAGUCGACAGUGGCAAAUUUUACGAAGUGUCGACUUCUUUAGCCGACCAGGCGGUCAAGUGCAGACAUAGAGAAACCAAAAUCGAGUGUGAAAUUCGAAUGAAUAGUAAACUACCAGUGUGUAACAGUCGCUUAAUCCACUACUACCUCACCCUCGACCCGAAACUGCGCCCUCUCUUCUUCGUGAUUAAAGCCUGGGCGGAGUCGCAACAACUCAAAAAAGUGUCCUUUUUUUCCAAUUACUCAAUCUACAUCCUGAUCAUUUUCUACCUCCAACAAGACCCGUACAAAAUUCCUCCGGUGAGCGAGCUCCAGAAGAACGCCCCGCCCGAGUUCAUAGGCGACUGGAACGGCGCUUUCAUCCCCAUCCAGUUCACCAGUCCCGCUCUCAAAAGCGCCACGCUCAAAGACCUCGUACUCGGCUUCUUCAAAUUCUACUCCUCCUUCGACUAUUUCUCGUACGUCAUCGCCCCAUUCUUCGGCUCCAUAAUCAACAAACUAUGUUUCCUCAAACCCUACGACUUACCCCCGUGCUACGAAAACUUCAUAAGCGCCAACCACCUCAUGUUCAUGGAAUUCGGUACCUGGGUCCAGGACCCGUUCUGUCACUCCAAAAACAUCACAGCCGCUGUGAACCUCAUCAGCAUGGGGAGAUUCGCGGCGCUGUGUCGCUCCGCCCUCCAACUUGAAACCCCGAACGAGAAACAGCUCCUGUGUCGACUUAUCCUCCAGUGCCAGAACGGCUCCCUGGUGGACUACCGCGGGGUCGAAAUCGAAAAAGGGGAAAUGUGGGAUGAAUUGCACUGGAUCCAGAUCGUUCGAAACGUGUUGUUUGUAAUCGUCACGAAUAUCCUGUGUUGCAACAUCCUGCAGGUGCAGCAGAAACGAUUGAACGAAGGGACCAGGACUAUUAACAUCGCGAAUAAACUGCGGACGGGGAAAGUCGACCAAAUCGUGCUCAAUUGUAUGGGGAUGAGGAACAUCUGGGACGGUCGAAUCCACAUUUUGAAAAUGUGGCAGGAUCAGAUAUCGCGGGAUAGUACCUGCUUCGACGUGGACGUGUUCGUGUCGAACUUGAUACGGAACGACGUUCGGAGGGUGGCGACGUACGAUUUGUGUGUGGAGAUGACGUUCAUUAGGGACCCGACGAGUGUGAGGAUUGCGGUAUACGGGGCGAAUAAAUUGCACUUCACGCACUACUUCUACACGAGGAUGCUGAAGGCGUUGGAGGCGGCGGAGCUGAAGGAGCAGAUCUGCAAUCAGUUCAACGUGGACUCGACAGCUUUACCAGUGAGCCCCGUAUCCAAGCCGUACAAGAUCUUGGUCAAAGGUAAAUUCCAGUGCGAGAAGGUUCUCGAAGUUCACGAUUCGUUUUCAACAUUUGGCAAAAUCGUGGGUGUAAAUAUCGUAGGCGAGGACACAAAUCUGGGUAUAGAGUAUUGCUUCGCAGAUUGUGCCGUCUACCUUCGAGUGAUACAAGAAGAGCACGUGGUUUUCGAUCAAAAAGUGAAAAUAGUGCCCCUCGCUCCGAUAAAAGCACGACCACCUAAUGCGCGAUUCAAGGACUGGCGACUGGCGGUAACACACAGCGUUAUCGAAAACUCGCCCUUUGAUCAACAAGUGGAAACUCUAUGGAGCUCACUUCACUCCAACAAACUCGAACUCGAACAACGAAACGAAACCAUCCGAAACGACUUCAACUGCGCACUGUUUUCGAAAUUCGCAGACGGUAAAGUCUACUCAGGUGGUAAUAUUGCAGGUUUGGACAUCGACCAUGACUACGUUGACGUGUUCGUGGAAAAUGUAUCCACAGACGACGAGUUGGCAACGUUGCAAACCAUGAAAGAUCUCAUUUGUAGCAAUAAUAGUUUCUGUGGAGUGUCACUUUCACUCGGUACGAGUGCGCACAUCGAGUGCGCACACGUCAAAACCGAAGUCAAGUGUUACUUAAGACUCAGAAACAAAAUGUCGGUGAGCCGCAACCGCUUGAUUAAGUACUACUUAAGCUUAGACAGUAAAUUGUCUAAGUUUAUGUUGUUACUUAAGUUUUGGGCGGAUUGCUACGACUUGAUCGACCCGAAAGCUUUCUCAGACAGCGCCAUCUACUUAAUGGCGAUAUUCUACCUCCAGCAGGACCCUUACAAGCUACCACCGGUCAAAGAUCUCCAGGAAAACGUCGACUCCGAGGACACCGCGCCCUGGAAUAGUUCUUACGCGGAAAUCCUCGAUUUCUCUAGUCCUGCUCUGGAAAACGCGACAGUCCUCGAACUGUUCCUCGGUUUUUUGCGCUUCUACUCCAACUUCGACUACGUCACGUACGUCGUUUCGCCAUACUUCGGCUCGCCUCUCGAGAAAGUCCGUUUCGUGAAACCCUACGUCGUCCCGCAGUGUUUCACGCAAUUCUCGACCCAAAGCAAAGACUUAAACGCGACUUCCAGUAUUUGCGUCCAGGACUUCUUCGAGCAUUGUGUGAACCUCACGUCUUCCGUCACUUUGGAUUGCAUGGGACGCUUCACCAAUCUUUCCCGAUCCUGUCUUCAAGUAGCCGAAUCCGAGGAGGAUUUCCUCUUGUAUAAGUUUUUAGUAAACGCGCAGCCGGACAUCUUCGAGUACCCGUCGUUCGUUAUCGAAAAAACCAACGACUGCGACGAGCAGGAGUGGAUCCAGGAAAUCAAGACCCUCUCUUUGAAGAUUUUGUCGGAUAUUUUGAACUACAAGUUGUCGACGAUUUCGGCUUUCGGGGCGGAGAAGACGAGUUUCGGGUGCGUGGGUCAACACGACGUGUGGAAAAACCGGGUCAAGGCGAUGAAGACGCUGUCGGCGCAGACGACGCUCCGGGGCAUCGACAAAGAAGUCGCCGUCACGACCCAGGUUAUUAUAGACUUUCCGGAGACGAUCGCCUGGAACGUGUUCUUGGAUUUGACUUUCUUGAAGAAUCCGAGUCGGGUGAAAGUGGUUUUUUUGAGGAAAGCGGGGUGCUACAAUGUGUAUCACGUGUGCCAUUUUCUGUACACUAGGUUGGUUAAGUUCUUGGACGGGGGACGUGCGGGGGAGUGUCUCGAUAUUGUGGAGGCGGCGUCAAUCUCACCGCAAAAAUCUCCAACCAAAUCGACUAAAUCGCCACAAGUGAAGACCCCCGAAGCUUCCAAUUCCACGCCAGAAGCAGAAAAAACCGGACAAACCCAAGACACCCCCACCCGCAAGCGGAAACGAACGAAGCCCGUCGAAGAAGGCGAAAUCACCGAUGAGGACGAAGAAGAGGAAGAAGACGACGACGUUCCGUCGGACUUCUUCGACGAUUUCGCGAAGGAGGACUUCUUGGACGGUUUGGAUAUCAUCGAUAACUGGGACAAUUCUAAGAAAGAAGUCCCGAAGGAGAGUCCAUCUUCGGUCGAGCAACGCAGGAAACGUUCGCGAUCGCGAUCACGCCACAGGCACCGCAAACACAGCAAGUCGCGCAGACGCUCUAGAUCGACCAGCAGAUCAAGGUCUGGGUCUAGAAGGAGAGACCGGGCGAGGAGGAGUCGGAGAUCGAGCUCCAGCAGCACUAGAAGCAAGGAUAAGCAUAGGAGCCGGACUCGGACUAGAAGCAGAACUAGAACUAGAAGCAGAAGCCGCUCGUCGCGUUGGUCGACGCGACGGAGGAGUCCUGAAUAUCGCUCCCGGAGACGCAGUUCGAGCAGAGAGAGUCCAGGUGCACGAAGACGGAAGGAAGUGCAAAGGAAGUCGUUCCUGGAGGAGAUUAGGGAGAAGUUGAACGAAGUGCGACCCGCGGCUCCUCCUCCUCCUCCUGUCAUUUAUAAUUUACCGCCGUAUACCACGCCACCACCGGUACCGGCGCCUCUUCCGAUUCGUCCGUCGUACUUUAACCAGCCUCCUCCGCCGGGGGUUCAGGGGUUCGAACCGAGUUUUUUUUUUAGUAGUGGGGUUCCGGUGAUUCAUACGCCGCCGCUGCCGCUGGAAUCGGUGCCUUCUCCAUUGCCCGCACCCCCACCAGUUUUGUCGGUUCCCCCACCAGCGUUAUCCGUUCUCCCACCGACGUUGUCCGUUCCCCCACCACGGUUAUCCGUUCCUCCGCCACCCGUGCACGUGCCCCCACCACCGACAUGUGCCCCUCCUCCACCGGAACCCAUUCCCCCACCACCACCUUCGCCUCGUGCGUCAAGUCAAACAACGAAAGAAGAUUAUGCCAAACUUUUCGCGGAGAAGAAAAUUUCUCUUUGUGAAUAUUUAGCGGUAACUGCGAAGCAGGAAGCGUCAGUAAAGUCAGCAGACCCCAAACAUCUCCAGGAAAAAGCUAAAAUACUCUCUCGUUGCCAAGACGUAAUCAAAAUGUUCCAUCGUCAUCGUCAUUCCGGUCGGUUAACGGUUAAACCAACCCCAAAACCGCCAUCCACACCACAACUAAAUUAUCAAUCUCCUUUAAAGAAAACGCCAGUUGUCAGGUUUCGGUUCACGUCGCCUCUGAAGCAACCGACGACAGACGCCUACGAAGCGGCGCUUAAUAAGGUGUGUGAGAAAGCCGGAGUUGCGAAGAAAGUCGAGGCUGCAGACGGAGUCGAUAUUGUGGAUUUAGUGACUGAAGCGUUGAUUAAAUCCACCUCCAUUGACAAGGAAACUGUGACGCGUGUUUUGAGGGAAACGUUACUGGGGGUGGUGGAUAAUGAAGGGGGCAGAGCGGAUGUGGGGACGCAAAACACGAGUGUGGUGAGGAGCAGCAGUGUGGGCUUCCAGGUGGAAGACGAGAGGAAUUCGGCGGGGGAUUUGCCGGAGAGGGGGAGAAGGUUGUAAGAGUAUUUUUGUUAUUUUCAAAUUGUGAAUAUUUUUAUAUAGUGGUUAUAAAGAUUUGUAAACGCAAUACUUUCAGAUUAUAAAUAUACAAAACAA
Zophobas morio is the source of this 17403-nucleotide messenger RNA. RefSeq lists its product as uncharacterized. Lineage: Eukaryota; Metazoa; Arthropoda; Insecta; Coleoptera; Tenebrionidae. The transcript has 18 exons. Gene Ontology annotation, molecular function: RNA uridylyltransferase activity. The record is from RefSeq and is a predicted model, not a curated record. The coding region runs from base 205 to 17307 and encodes 5700 amino acids.